UUUAUCACUUCUCCUCUAUAAACAGUGGAAUGCUUUUCCAGUAUCUUCCAAUUGAGUUUUCCCAAACUUUAGAACUUGUCAAUUGUGAUAUACAAACAUUAAUCUCUGAUAUACUCACUACAGUAGAUGAUUUUAUCAGAAGAUUCAGUAUUUCCAUUUCUUGUUCUAUCUCCAUAUAUCUCUAUGUGUUGAAGUGCGUGUCUAUACAUCUAUCUCCAUUGAACCCUAGACCAGCCUGUGAAGUGAUCAGCUUCUGAAAAGCCCUCAACUUCAACAACUUCUACUAAUUGGUGAUUGAUGCUUGAUGUUAAAGAGUGGCUAUAGAUAAGCAAAUAGAACCCAAAUCUGUAUAUAUUGAGCAUGAUGGAUUACAAUAGAAUACUUUGGAACUUGUAGAAGAUAUGGAGAAGAGGGUUCUUUUGGUAUGUAUUGGAGUAUGUUUUUUGGGGGUCACAGCUGCUGCGCUAGGUUUCGGUGCAGAAUCUAAGAGGAUCAAGGAAUCUGAGAUUAAUUUUUUCGAACCUGGCAAAUGUGCAUACCCAAGGACCCCAGCCUACACCCUCGGAUUGACUGCAUUUGUGGUUCUUAUAGUUGCUCAGGGAAUUAUUAAUGCUUCAGCUGGCUGUAUGUGUUGUAACAGACUAUCUAGUGCUUGGGUUACAUUCUGCGCUGUCUUUUCCUGGUUGAUGUCUACUCUAGCUUCUAUUCAGUUACUUGCAGGAUCAAUUUUGAAUGACCGACACACUGUGGAUGAGAUGUACUCUGUUGACUUUUGUUAUGAAGUUCUUAGGCCUUGGAUAUUUGCAAAAGGCGCAAUAUUGGGUCUUAUAAGUGUUACCUUUGGGGUUCUAUAUUACCUCAACAUAUCUUCAAUCAAAGACAGGAACCAAAUGGGGACCCCUGCCAAUACUGAUAAUCAUGGAAAUAUCGCGAUGACCCAACCUCAAGUCCCAGCUCAAAUGAGUCUACAACCGGUAUUCGUCCCUGAAGAUACGUACAAUCGGCGGCAACUCGUGUAACAAUACCUUUUUCGCGGCAUUCAGUAGUAACUUAGUCAUUUUAUUAUGUCUAUAUAUAUAAGAUCCACAACAUAAUAGUUAUAUGCAUGGGCAUCUGCAUCUCCAGUGGAGAAAAAUAACCACAAUACAAAUAGUACCCAAAAAAAGUGGGCACUGUAUUCUUCUUUUCUAUGAUAUCCUACAAACACGUGUCUGCCAAAUUUAACCGCAUCUGUUGCUAUCCCAUCUACGAAGAUUUGUGGUUACAUGUUCUUGUAUGCAAUUUUUCUGUCGAGACUGCAGCGUCCGCAGCUACUCAGAAUAUUUGACUGCAACCAUUACGCGGUGUUUCUUCACAUACCCAAGACAAGGUUUACAGACCUGGGCACGAUCAUAUUUUGUCUGCCAUUUUUGAUCUGUAACUAUUGUUUUAAACAAUUAUUCAGUAUAUGUUGUUUCAAGGACAAAAGAUUCACUUUAGCAGAAGAAUCAGUGCAUAAUGUUACUAUGUUGUGAAGAAAAAUCAGUUUAAAAUGUUG
Messenger RNA from Papaver somniferum (opium poppy), 1537 nucleotides. RefSeq lists its product as uncharacterized. The record is from RefSeq and is a predicted model, not a curated record. The coding region runs from base 402 to 1019 and encodes 205 amino acids. The transcript has 5 exons. Lineage: Eukaryota; Viridiplantae; Streptophyta; Magnoliopsida; Ranunculales; Papaveraceae.